AUGGCGAACGAGACUGCGAAGGAAGGCCCUGGGCCUGAGGAAAAGUCUCAACACCACCAUGAAGAAAAGAACAUUUUGACUCUUAGAGAAGAAGCCCAACAAGAUGCAAUACAUAUUGACCUCAGUUGGCGGUCGUGGGUCGUUGUAUUCAUCACUUGCUUUGCUAUCAUGUCUCAAGUCUUUGUUGUAGUUGCUGCUGGAUCCGUGAUAGCAUUCAUCAUUCGCGAUGUAGGCAGUCCCUCACUCUCAGGUUGGAUCAUUCAAGGCCCGCUGCUUAUGCAAAGCGUUCUGUCCCCUAUCGUCGGAAGACUGUCGGAUGUGCUCAGCAGAAAGUAUCUGGCGGCGUUGCCACCUUUAAUCGCAUUCGCAGGGGCCGUGAUAUCGGCCAAGGCAACAUCCAUGAGCAUGCUCAUUGGCGGUGGCAUACUCAUCGGGACCACCUUGUCAACAAUCGCUGUUGUCCAGGCCAUUCCCUCGGAGAUUCUCCCGUUGAAAUAUCGAGCCCUGGCCAAUGGUUUCGCAUACUUGGGAGGUGCCGUGGGCGGACUUCUAGGCAGUCUUGUAUCUGGUGCCUUGACCAACAUUGAUGCCGGAGGAUGGCGAUAUAUCUUUUGGCUUCAAGCUGCUUUCCAUCUAGUGUCUUCAUUGGGCCUAUUCUGCUUCUAUUGGCCCCAGGAACACAUUGAAUACCCCAAAAUGUCCGUGAAAGGAUACAUUUGGGCCUGUGAUCCCAUAGGAUCAUUCUUGUUCAUUUGCUCGGCCACUUUGAUGCUUCUUGCAUUGGACUGGGCUGCAGGAGCCUAUUCUUGGUCAAGCGCAACGGUAGUUGCACCACUGACGAUUGGGAUAGUACUGCUAGUCUUGUUCCUACUUUACGAAUGGAAAGGUCGAGCGGAUGGUCUGAUCGCUCACGUAUUCUUCCAAGACAACUUGAACUUCUUUCUGAGCGUCUUUGCUUUUGCUGUAGAAGGGUGGAUCUUUUAUAGUGCUUUCAACUCCAUCACCCCACAACUCGUUCUGAAUCUGGGGUUUGAGGACAACGCGUGGAGUAUUUCUGUACGACAGCUUUCGACGCAAUUACCUACACUUCUCACCAGCAUUCCAAUUACCUUAUAUGCCACAAAGUUCAAGGAUUUGAAAUCCCCGCUCUUGGUCACUUUCACCCUCUUCCUCGCAGUAACGAUAUCCUAUGCUGCCAUUGAACCAUCAUGGAACCGCGCCCAGAUAGCCUUGAACGUUCUCGCUGGUAUGGGCCAGUCUGGGCCAUUAACCCUGCUAGUCGCCUGCGUGCAAUUCACUGCGUCACACGCCUACCUCUCGACGGCGACAGGCCUGGCAUUCUCUGCGCGGGCAAUUGGUGGAGCCUUUGGAUCGGCUGUCCUCAAUGCCAUCAUCAAUGGACGGCUAAGCACUCACUACGCAUCUGCCGUUGCCGAUGCCGCCACGGGGGCCGGUCUCCCAGAAAGCUCUGUCGGCCAACUCUUGGAUUCGCUUGACGCGGGACAAAUUGACAUUAGUGUUCCAGGAGCAACGUCAGCCGUGUGGUCGGCGGCCAUUGAUGCGCGACAUUGGGAGUAUGCCCAUGCGUACCGUCUCGCGUGGGCCAGUAUCAUACCUUUUGUCGUGCUGGCGAUUGUCGCCGUGGCUUGCCUACGCGGGGUCAAAGACCUCAUGACGGACAAGGUCGAAGCUCCCAUCGAACCGAUCAGGAAGGAAGAGAAGACGCAGAAAGUUUGA
Pestalotiopsis fici W106-1 is the source of this 1737-nucleotide messenger RNA. RefSeq lists its product as uncharacterized. The transcript has 9 exons. Gene Ontology annotation, biological process: transmembrane transport. Bases 1 to 1737 code for a protein of 578 amino acids. Gene Ontology annotation, molecular function: transmembrane transporter activity. Lineage: Eukaryota; Fungi; Ascomycota; Sordariomycetes; Amphisphaeriales; Sporocadaceae. The record is from RefSeq and is a predicted model, not a curated record.